CUAAUCUUUUCGGAUUUGUUUUUUCGUUAUAUUGCGUUUCGAGAUGGCAUUUUGGAUUUUGGAAAGAGCCAAGGAAUGGAAUUUUGAUGUGGAUUCUUAUAUCAAUCGAUAUUUGCCACCAUCUCCCUUGCACCGAUUGCCGACUCCUAUAUCAAAGUUCUUGGGAUACAGGAAGGAACAGCAGGAGGAUGUUGGCAAUGUUCUUGCGGCUUGGUGGUCGUGCGUUGGAGCGUUUUGUGGGUUAGCGAUGAUAGCUGCUGUCUUCAACAACCUGUCGUCCAUCCAGGCACAUCAUCCUCCUGUUAUGAUCGCGUCGUUUGGAGCAUCCGCCAUCCUCGAAUACAACGCCAUCCGCUCCCCGUUUGGCCAACCCCGAAACGCUCUUCUCGGGCACACCUUCUCUGCCCUUGUCGGCGUGGGGAUUACAAAGCUCUUCCUCCUCCAUCCGGAUUUUGAACGCAUUCGAUGGCUCGCUGGUGCCGUCAACUGUGGUGUAGCUUCCACCGUCAUGUUGCUCACUGGCACCGUUCAUCCGCCUGGUGGUGCUUCUGCUGUACUUGCUGCCACUGACCCGCAGAUCACAGAUAUGGGGUGGUACUUUGUGCCGCUUGUUAUGCUAGGGACGGUGUUGUUAGUGCUAGUAGGGCUAGGAACGAAUAAUAUUCAACGGCAGUUUCCGGUGUAUUGGUGGACGCCGGUGGAGCUGCCGGGGUCUGAUAUCCAGGUACUACAAGAUGAAAAGGGCGGAUUGGAGGGUAAUCAUAUUGAAGGCUUGGAGUGUGAGAAACCUAAGGAAAUCUAUAUCUCCGGGAAAAAUGUUUCUUUACCGACCGAUUUGUCGCUCAGUCCUGAAGAGGCUGAAAUGUUGGAGAGGUUGAGGGAUCGGCUGAAAGUCACGUGCAAGGAUGGGAUGAAACGGCCGCCAAGUAGUUUGGGUACAGAGUGUACGAUGGCGCCGAGUCGGGUUGAAAGGAGCUUUAGCGAUCCUUCUGCUUUCUUUCCAUGA
Messenger RNA from Lindgomyces ingoldianus, 1006 nucleotides. RefSeq lists its product as uncharacterized. The record is from RefSeq and is a predicted model, not a curated record. The coding region runs from base 44 to 1006 and encodes 320 amino acids. The transcript is spliced from 2 exons. NCBI's taxonomy places the organism in Eukaryota, Fungi, Ascomycota, Dothideomycetes, Pleosporales, Lindgomycetaceae.